GUGAUACAUAAACACAACUGGGAAUUGGAGACUUGCAGUAGAGACACAGCACUUGUUCCUAUAACAGUCUGAUUUAUGGGAGGCUUCUUUAGGGGUAGAUCACUGGAUGCCAUCCUUCUAUGUGGAUCCUAGCUAUUGCACUGUAAAUCUGCUGGAGGAUGCUAGCUGGAGAUUGGUCCAAGCUGGAAGAAGAGGUUCACAUCCAGUAUUAAAUGCAUGUUGGGGGAGAAAUCUCUAAGCAGUCAUCAUCCCUUUUGUCAAUAUGACAGUCAGAUGAGGACAUGAGAAUACAAACAGACGUGCAGAGCCAGCCACAAGGAGGUGGAGGAAGAGCAGUUUGGCAAAAAAAAAUGACAUGCAAGGAAUCUGGGGUUUACAAAUCAUCUUCUCUGUCUUGAGUCCAUCAACUCCUGCGAGCCUUGAGAAUAAAAUAAGACAAAGCAUCUCCUAGAAGGAGAAGCCUCUACAUCAAGUGACCAGCAAAAUACCCCCCUGGAGGACAGCUGCCAAUUGCCGCCAGUGAACUGCUGUGAACCUGCUAUGAUGUGAACCAAAAGGGGGAGAUGCUUUCUUUUGCCAGUGUUUGCCUCGGAGACUCUGCACGGCUUGCCAUCAUCCCCUUCUAUUGCUGCAGAGAUGGACGGAGACAAGCGACUAAAAGGAGGAGAGCAGCGGCACCUACAAAGUGAUGGCUCCCAGCUACUUCCUUCUGGUACCCCCUGCAGGUAUCCCACCCAGCUACUGCCUGCUCAUCCUAUUGAGUGUGGUGAAAUGAAUGAGCCCCCCGUCCUGGCAGCUCUUCUGCUGCCUUCCACAGUCACUUUGCAUUAAGAACACUGACUAUGACGAUGGAUUAGAGGACAGCGCUGGCACAUGUGGAGUUUGGCAAGGGGUCCUUGCUUCUAGGACAACAGACCUUCUUUUGGCUGCUAUUUAUUCCUUCCAAGAAGCCAGGGCAGAUUUGCUUUUCCUUAAAACCAAGGCUCUGCUGGAUUUUAACUCUUUGCACCUGGAUCUAUAUACUACACGGACUGGAAACCUAUACAUUUUGUGGGGGCUAUCUGCUCCCAUUGCAGAUCUCAGAGACCCCGAAAGCCUCUUGUGGAUAUUACAUUUUUCUAGGAAAAAAGUUGCAUAUUUUAUUUUUUUAUUGCAAAACUGACCAUACCGGAAUUUCAUUUUGCAAAAGGACUAAAGAAUUGGAAGAAAGCCUAAAAUAAUUGCAAUUGUUGGAAUGAUUUUCUAUCAGCCCGGUGUGUUUGUGAUGGGAGCUGCUGGCAUGGCUGAGGCUGGGCCAUGGCAGGGUGGCACACACCGGGGCUAGUGAAGCAGCCACUUGUCACAAGUUACUAACAGCCUCUGUAUAUACACACACCACCAAGGACUAGAGAUGGAGGUUGCUAUGGUAAGUGCAGAAAGCUCUGGCUGCAGCAGCCACCUGCCCUAUGGGUACGCGCAAGCCCGUGCCCGAGAGCGGGAGCGCUUGGCACACUCCCGAGCAGCCGCUCAGCAGCAGCAACAACAGCAACAGCAGCAGGCAGCAGCAGCCACAGAGGGAGGGAGCGUGGGGGGCGUGGCUUGUCCAUCCUCUGGGGGAGCCCCCACCACCAACAACAGCAGCAGCGGCUGCGGGAACUCCAAGCGGGCACCCCAGCAGCCAUCAGAGCAACAGGGGGCAGCAGGAGCACAGAGGAGAAAGAAGGGGGGAAACCGGCGCAAGUACUGGCCCCUGGGAGGCUGCAACAGGUGGAGGAGCCGGCACCACCAAGGGGGCAACGAAUGCAGCAGCGAGGGUGUUGGCGGAGGAGGAGAAGAAGAUGGCGGAACCUUCCCCUCGGAGCUGGCUCCUUGCGGCUCUGAGGAGAUGAUGCUGAGGGAAGAAGAAGAGGAGGAGGAGGAGGCAGACGAGGAGCAAAAGUUUUACUUGGAGGAGAGCAUUGGUGGUGGAGGAGGAGGCAGUGGUCGGGAGCAGAGCCCUGGGGGUUACCACCCGGUCUACAGCGAGUUCGAGUGCUGUGAGCGGGUGGUUAUCAAUGUGUCUGGGCUCCGCUUUGAGACGCAACUGAAGACACUUGCUCAGUUCCCAGAGACGCUGCUUGGAGAUGCAGAGAAGAGGAUGCGAUACUUUGACCCGCUCCGAAACGAGUACUUCUUCGAUCGCAAUCGGCCGAGCUUCGAUGCCAUCCUGUACUACUACCAGUCCGGGGGCAGGCUGAAGAGACCGGUCAAUGUGCCCUUCGACAUCUUCUCAGAGGAGGUGAAGUUCUACGAGCUGGGAGACGAGGCGCUGCUCAAGUACCGGGAGGACGAGGGCUUUGUCAAGGAGGAGGAGAAGCGGCUACCAGACAACGAGUUUAAGAGACAAGUGUGGCUUCUCUUUGAGUACCCCGAGAGCUCCGGGCCGGCCCGGGGAAUAGCUAUUGUGUCUGUGCUCGUCAUCCUCAUCUCCAUCGUCAUCUUCUGCUUAGAGACCCUGCCAGAGUUCAGGGAUGACAAGGACAACCUCCUGCCCCCGCUGGGUUCUCGGGGGGACGAGGAUGGCUAUGGGGGAUACAAUGGCACUGUGGGGGUAUCAGAAAGCGCCCACACUGCCUUCAAUGACCCCUUCUUCAUAGUGGAGACUGUGUGCAUUGUGUGGUUCUCCUUUGAGUUUGCAGUGAGACUUUUUGCCUGUCCCAGCAAGCCUGGCUUCUUUAGAAACAUCAUGAACAUCAUAGACAUUGUUUCCAUCCUGCCUUACUUCAUCACCCUGGGCACUGAGCUUGGGCAUCCACCACAGCAGCAACAACAGCAACAGCACCCCCUACAGGGCACUGGGCAGCAGCAGCAGGCUAUGUCAUUUGCCAUUUUGCGAAUAAUCCGCCUGGUCAGGGUCUUCCGAAUCUUCAAGUUGUCCAGGCACUCCAAGGGGCUGCAAAUUUUGGGGCACACCCUGCGGGCCAGCAUGAGAGAACUGGGGCUGCUCAUCUUCUUCCUCUUCAUCGGAGUCAUCCUCUUCUCCAGUGCAGUGUACUUUGCUGAGGCUGACGAGCCCACCACACACUUCCAUAGCAUCCCAGAUGCCUUCUGGUGGGCGGUGGUCACCAUGACCACUGUUGGUUAUGGAGAUAUGAAACCCAUCACGGUUGGGGGCAAGAUAGUCGGUUCCCUGUGUGCCAUAGCUGGGGUGUUGACUAUCGCCUUGCCCGUGCCAGUCAUUGUCUCCAACUUUAACUAUUUCUACCACAGGGAAACAGAGAAUGAAGAACAGACGCCUUUGGCGACCAGCAGCUCCAGCUGCCAGUACUUGCCCACAAACUUGUUAAAGAAAUUAAAGAGCUCAGCAUCUUCCUCUCUCCAGGACAAGUCAGAGUAUCUAGAGAUGGAAGAAGGGCUCAAGGAAUCUUUGUGUGUCAGAGACAAGUCCAGCCAGGGCAAUGGCAAUGAGACCAUUAAGUAUAACUGUGUGAAUCUAAAGGCUCUGGAGACUGACGUGUGAAAUUUUUAUUUUUUUGAAACUUUCUAUUUAUGCAUUGAUGAGUGCAGUGAUGAUGAUGAUGAUUAUAAAAACUAAAAUAUGCAAAUCUGAUCAGAAAAAACCCUCACCGGGUCUUCUGAUUGGAUAGGAAAUAUAAGUGGCUUCCUCUUGUAAGAACAUACAACCUUGGGACCAGAUACUAAACGAUCACUAUACAGGAUGACAGUGCCUGUUUUUUGGCUUUGUUUUUGUAAAGUUACACCCCUCCCGCCCAUCUCUACUGACAUAAUGUUAUGUACUGCCUCCUGGUACCAACCAAAAUGAAUCCGCUGUGUUUUCUGCCCUCAAUGUAAUGGUGUCCAACCUGUGGCUCUUCUGCUGUUCUAAAACUAGAGCUCAGUGCAUGCCCUAGGGUUGUGAGACUACGUUCAUUUAGCAAAUAUGCCUCCUUUCCCUGAUAUACCUGAUCCUUACCUCCCUUGUUACAGCUUGUUGCCUAGGUUACAGACCACCACUUCACUCUUGAA
Hyla sarda is the source of this 3984-nucleotide messenger RNA. It is a transcript of the gene KCNA4, whose product is annotated as potassium voltage-gated channel subfamily A member 4. The transcript has 2 exons. Gene Ontology annotation, cellular component: membrane; voltage-gated potassium channel complex. Bases 1391 to 3478 code for a protein of 695 amino acids. Gene Ontology annotation, molecular function: protein binding; potassium ion binding; delayed rectifier potassium channel activity. NCBI's taxonomy places the organism in Eukaryota, Metazoa, Chordata, Amphibia, Anura, Hylidae. Gene Ontology annotation, biological process: potassium ion transmembrane transport; protein homooligomerization. The record is from RefSeq and is a predicted model, not a curated record.